Molecule: messenger RNA, 2151 nt
Organism: Thermothielavioides terrestris NRRL 8126
Lineage: Eukaryota; Fungi; Ascomycota; Sordariomycetes; Sordariales; Chaetomiaceae
Exons: 2
Coding region: 125-1987 (620 amino acids)
Biological process (GO): chromosome segregation; vesicle transport along microtubule; centrosome localization
Cellular component (GO): kinesin complex; centrosome; kinetochore
Molecular function (GO): microtubule binding
Source: RefSeq, a predicted model, not a curated record
GAACGACUUUUCUUUAUUUUGUUACGAUACCCGUUGCAGCGCUCUCUUCUCAACUGCCCUCCUUUGCCCCUGCAACCACAUGCGAAGCAGCGCACCACAGCACGUCGCCGCGUAAACAAGCCAGAUGUCCGAGCCACCGUCAUCGCCCCCGAGACCUGGAGCCAGUGUCGAGGAUGCCUUGGCUUGGUACAAGGCGCAGUACGAGGCGCUGGAGGCCGAGCUGUCUGAGUUCCAGGCCUCAAGCAAGGAGCUGGAAGCCGAGCUGGAGAAGGACCUAGAUGCGGCCGACAAGAGGGAGCGGGCGCUGUUGCAGAAAGCGGAAGGGUUGGCCUAUGAGGUGGAGGAGUGGAAGCGGAAAUACAAGGAAUCGAAAGCCGAGGCAAACACGGCUCAGAGCACGCUCGAGAAAGAGAUCACGAACCUCCGCGACGCAAACAGGACCCUCCAGCUCAAGCUGCGGGACAUCGAAGUGGCCAACGAUGACUUCGAACGCCAGGCGCGGACAACCACGUCUUCGCUAGAAGACCUCGAAUCCAAAUACAAUGUCGCGAUUGAAAGAGGCGUCAUGCUAGAGGAAGAGAUCAAGAUCGGCGAGCAGGAGAGAGAGAAGCUACGGGUUGAGGCCCAAAGGCUGCGAGAAGAACUAGCCGACCUCAAGAUCGAAGCCGAGAUCCUCCAAGACAAGAUCAAGAAACAGGAGUCCCGCCAUCUCUCAGGCAUCUCGACCGAUGCUUCUUCGCUCCCGGGGUCGCCCUCUUUCUGCAACUCGCCACACUCGACCGCAAGCUCCCCGAUGAUCAUGACCCCGCCGGAUACCAAGUCUCUGUCGACCGCAGACACCGCCUCCGACCUGCAAGAUCCGCCAUCGCCUCCCAUGUCUGAUGCCUCGGUGCCUUUGCCCAAGAUCAAUGGGCUCAAGACGCCAGCUUCGCAGAGGAAGAGCCGGCUUCCCUCCGCAGAUAACAGCAUCACGCCGAAGCCGAGGAGCUUCACGGCAUCUACGUCCUCCUCCCGGACGACCCGCGUGGUGACCACUUCGAGUGCGAUGCGGACGCCCGCCCACCGCAGCUCGGCGGCGAAAUCGACCCGUGCACCGUCCCACAGGAUCCCGCCUUCCAACUCCCUCACUCACAUUCGCACACUCACUGCCCAGAUGCAGCGGCUCGAAGCUCGCGUGCAAUCCGCGCGCUCCAAGCUCCCAGGGCCUGUCGGCACACCACCUCGCUCCUCCCCGCGAGGUGUCAUGAGCGUGCCCUCGACCGUCACGAUCCGGAGUCGCCGAAGGGCCGUUGGUUCCACGGCCUCGUCCAGCGCCGCCAGCCUAGCCGGCUCCGAGACCACUCCCUCCCAGCCGCGCCACGCCCCGUCCGAGUCCCGCAGCAGCAUCUCGUCCAGCACAGGCCAGCACGUCCCCCGACUUAGCACGUCGGGCGUCUCGCGCCUGUCCUUUGGCCCGCUGCCCAACCGCACCCCCACCACGGCCACCCACCCCAACGCCGACCCGGACAUGUCCCGCCCCAGCAGCCGAGCUAGCAUCUCGAGCUACACCCGCCCCGCCAGCCGCACCGACUCCCACGCCGGCGCCGCCGCAGGCAGCAUCAUGCCCCCGCCCCGGCCCGUGAGCCGCGCCAGCCUGGCCGGCUCGCGCACGCCGCUCAGCAGGCCGCGCAGCAGCCUCGGCAUGUACGGCCAAGCGCAGCACGGCCAACACGCGCACAGCGGCAGCGUGAGCUACAGCACGGCCGAGGCCGACGAGCUCGAGACGCCGCCGGGCACCACCACCACCCCCGCCGGCAGCAGCAGCAGCAACAGGCGCGGCACGUUCAGCCGCGCCGAGUCGGAGAGCGGGGUCCGCCUGCCCAGCAGCUCCAUCCCGGUGCCGACCGCGAGGAGGCAGAGCGCCGGCGCGUCGUCGGUCUCGGGCGCCGUGAGGCGGACCAGCGGAGCGAGUACCCGGGUGUUGGAGGACUUGGGGGAGACGUAUUGAUUGCUUUCGUUCGUUGAUGGAGUUGGGCUGAUUAAUCAACUUUUUCCUUUUCCUUUGUUGAUGAUUGGAUGGAGUGAUGAACGGGUGGAUGGACGGGUGGGUGCGGGUGCGGUUAUCAGUCCUUUUGGUUGUUGUCCUGCUGCUGCUGCUGCUGCUGCUGCUGC